Zasmidium cellare ATCC 36951 is the source of this 951-nucleotide messenger RNA. RefSeq lists its product as uncharacterized. NCBI's taxonomy places the organism in Eukaryota, Fungi, Ascomycota, Dothideomycetes, Mycosphaerellales, Mycosphaerellaceae. The record is from RefSeq and is a predicted model, not a curated record. Gene Ontology annotation, biological process: protein secretion; Golgi organization. The transcript has 2 exons. Bases 1 to 951 code for a protein of 316 amino acids. Gene Ontology annotation, cellular component: Golgi apparatus.
AUGUGCAUCUCCGUCUUUUCUACUGCUCACCCUGAGUACCCAUUCAUCCUCAUCAGUAACCGCGAUGAAUUCAUCAAUCGCCCAACUUUGCGUGCAGACUGGUGGGAUACGCCGAACGACCAUGUUCUCGGAGGACGAGAUACCAAACGUAAGGAACGAGGAACAUGGCUCGCGAUGACCAAACAAGGCCGCAUUACUAUCUUGACCAACUUCCGAGAGAAGGGCGACACUCAUGUUGACAUGAGCAAAAGCCGUGGAGGCAUGCCGAAUGCCUUCUUGACUGUGGCCCCGGAGUCCGAGGAAUCUGACGAAGAGUUCGUGCAGAGACUAUUGAGCUACGGGAUCCACGACGUUGGUGGGUUCACUAUGAUUUUUGGAAAGCUGCAAUCACCAGGUCAGCAUCCACAAAUGCCUGGCCUGGCGCUUGUCUCAAAUCGAACAGAGUCUACGAAGAAUCUGAAGCGGAUCGCUACGACAGUGGGAGAAACGCAUGCUGUCAGUAACAGUCACUUCGGUGACAAUACCUGGCCUAAGGUGGUCCACGGCGAGAAGUUGUUGAAGGAAGCCAUCUCCAGCAGCAUUACGUUUGGGUAUAAUCAGAACACUUUCAUCGAGCACCUGUUUGACGUACUCAGCGAGGACGCACUACCGACACGAAAGAAAGAUGAGUCGUGGGACGACUACGUCUACUACAUGAGAACAUCAAUCAUGAUACCACCCGCCAAAGGUGCAGCCGGGCAGGAAAUCAGCUCUUCGGAGGGGACGAGCACGCCGACUCCAGACCAACUAUCUCUUGGAAAAGAGGCCUAUGGAACGACGAAGCAGACGGUGAUCUUGGUCAACACGCGAGGAGAAGUUACAUUCGUGGAGCGGACUCUGUUCGAGGACGGCAAGGCGGUGGAUGAAAAGGAUGGAGAUCGAAAGAUUCAAUUCCCAAUAGAGCCAUGGUAA